AUGUACGCCGCGAAAUCCCACCUCCACCGCCUCCAAUUCAAUGUCCGCAGCUGCCGGAGGCUCUUCUCUUCGCAGUCGCAGACCCCUCUCGAGUCCGCCGGCCCCAUGGCGUGCCUUCUCAAGACCCGAUCCGUGAUCCGCUUCAGGGGACCCGAGACCAUCAAGUUCCUCCAGGGUCUUGUAACCAACGACGUGAGGAUUCUAGACAACCCGGAAACCGAUGUCGAGAGCAGCAAGACGCCCAACUUGUCGGGGCUUGUGGUUCCUCCGGUGUACGCCGCAAUGCUGACUCCCCAGGGGAGGUUUCUAUACGAUUUCUUUCUUUACAGGCCGCCCUGUUCGGAUGAGAAGCUCGACCGGACGGGUUCUGGGCCGGGGCCCGACUCGGGUGAGCUCGAGAUUUUCGCCGAUGUUGAUGGGUCUGUCAUGGAUGAGCUCUUGGCAACUCUGAAAAGAUACCGUUUGAGAUCUAAGGUUGAGAUUGAGAAUGCGGCACAAGAUUUCUCUUGCUGGCAAAGGUUUGGUAGGAACUUAGCAAGUGAAUCUUCAUCAUUGGAAGACUCAGAAGCAAAUUCCAUUGGCUAUGGCGGUACUGUUGAUGGUUCUGGUAUAUCGUCUUCACGAGGAAAUAAUCGUGGUUGGCAAUGGAAUAAGGACCCAAGGAUGUCUUGUCUUGGAUUUCGAGGCAUCUUUCCAUCCAAUGAUACACCUCCACUCGUUGAGGUGGAUAAAGAAACUGAUGAAGGAAAUUAUCUUCUUUGGAGGUUAGAGAAGGGAGUUGCUGAAGGCUCAGCUGAGAUCCCAAAAGGUGAGGCGAUACCCCUAGAAUACAAUCUUGCUGGUCUCAAUGCGAUUAGCUUUGAUAAAGGAUGUUACAUUGGCCAAGAACUCAUUGCUCGUACACAUCACCGUGGAGUAAUACGAAAACGACUAAUCCCUUUGAGAUUUUUGGAUGAUAGUGGAAAAGAGAUUGAACAAAAAGUAUCACCUGGUUCUGAAGUGAUUGACACGGCCUCCCAAAAGAAAGCUGGGACGGUCACAACUGCACUUGGAUCUCGUGGUUUGGGCCUUCUCCGCUUGGAUGAGGCUUUCAAAGGAUUGGGCUCAUUAAUCAUAAAAGGCCAGGAAGAUAUCAAAGUAGAGACCAUUAGGCCAAAAUGGUGGCCUCCUGAGUGGGUGUAA
Molecule: messenger RNA, 1182 nt
Organism: Striga hermonthica
Lineage: Eukaryota; Viridiplantae; Streptophyta; Magnoliopsida; Lamiales; Orobanchaceae
Source: the annotation of a GenBank genome assembly